AAAAAGUUGAUAGCAAACAAGAAAAGUGAACUAGCACAAAUGGACAAACUCAUGCCAAACAUGUUGAAACAACUAGACCGUGAAGAAGAUGGACUUGUGACACCAGACAGAAAAGCCGACAAACAAAAGAUAAAACGGUUAUUUUCUAAGUACGAUAAGGAUGGUGAUGGUAAAUUACAACGGGACGAGUUAAAAAAGUUCAUUAAGAAAUUUCAUUUUGGAAUAUCAUUGGAUCGAAAUAAAAUCAUGGAUAACCUAAUCGCAGAGUUCAGUACCGAUGGUACCAUCGACAUACAUGAAUUUGUAGAGGGUUUCGCUAGAUGGAUUGAGAAAUUCAUUGAACCUGAUACUAGUAUCAAGGAUCCAUUGCAUAAAUUAAAGACUGAGAAGAAUAGUUGGGAACUCGAGGAGUCACCGAAGAAUACGUUGAAACCUCAAGCCGCCAUCGUGUAUGUUACAUUCGGUAUUGGUGUUAUGUAUUUAAUUUCAGGGGCCUUCAUGCAAAGUGUCUUACAGUUCUCAAAUGCUGCUCACAUACCUCUUCAUUUCACUUCAUUUGUUGUGUUCCCAAUCGCCAUGAAUGCUAGAAUGAUAAUCAAAGCUCUCCUCAGCACCGGUUCACGUGUUGGAAAGAACGCGUCCUUGACAUUCUUCGAGAUUUAUAAUGGAUUGGUGAUGGCUAACCUUUUGGGCUUGUUAACAUUGUUGAUUACUGUGUGUAUGAAGAGACUAUCUUGGACCUAUUCGAAUGAGGUGUUAAUCAUCAUGAUACCUUGCACUAUUGUUGGCUUAUUUGCUCUAAAGCGUGACACUUACCCUCUUUGGGCCUCCAUCUUAGCAAUGCUUCUAUACCCCAUCUCCAUAUGUCUGUAUUAUGUUAUGUAUUCUUGAAAAUGCUUGUUUGUAAAAGUUAAUGCAUGCAUGCAUGCCCAUUUGAACUAAAUUGAAUAAAAUGUUGUAUUAUUUUCA
Molecule: messenger RNA, 969 nt
Organism: Helianthus annuus (common sunflower)
Lineage: Eukaryota; Viridiplantae; Streptophyta; Magnoliopsida; Asterales; Asteraceae
Product: sodium/calcium exchanger NCL2
Exons: 4
Coding region: 40-891 (283 amino acids)
Biological process (GO): calcium ion transmembrane transport; intracellular calcium ion homeostasis
Cellular component (GO): membrane
Molecular function (GO): calcium:proton antiporter activity; calcium ion binding
Source: RefSeq, a predicted model, not a curated record